Bombina bombina (fire-bellied toad) is the source of this 5376-nucleotide messenger RNA. It is a transcript of the gene NFE2L2, whose product is annotated as NFE2 like bZIP transcription factor 2. The transcript has 5 exons. The record is from RefSeq and is a predicted model, not a curated record. Gene Ontology annotation, molecular function: RNA polymerase II cis-regulatory region sequence-specific DNA binding; DNA-binding transcription factor activity, RNA polymerase II-specific. Gene Ontology annotation, biological process: regulation of transcription by RNA polymerase II; cellular response to oxidative stress. Gene Ontology annotation, cellular component: nucleus. Bases 192 to 1964 code for a protein of 590 amino acids. Lineage: Eukaryota; Metazoa; Chordata; Amphibia; Anura; Bombinatoridae.
GGAAGCUGUGACAUUUCAGUGCAUCUUUAUCUUGUACUUUCCCGUCACAUUGCUCAGGACUGUGUGUCAGUUAACAGCCAGGCCGGUGACUGCUGAGAAAGGCCCAACAUAGUAAGGACAAGACACAUCGAAGUGGAUAUUCUAUCAAAUAUAAUUGUAAGAGAGUUUACCCGGCCCGGGUUUGGGUCACCAUGAUGGAAAUCGAGAUGCCACCUGGACAUCAAUCAGAACAGGAUAUAAAUCUGAUUGACAUCCUCUGGAGACAAGAUAUUGACCUUGGUGUUGGGCGUGAAGUGUUUGACUACAGCCAAAGACAGAAGGAGUAUGAAAUAGAAAAACAAAAGAAGCUUGAAAAGGAAAGGCAAGAACAGCUUCUAAAGGAACAGGAACAAGCAUUAUAUUCUCAGCUGCAAUUAGAUGAAGAGACAGGGGAAUUCAUUCCAAUCCAGCUUGCAGCACCAAUUGAGACACCAGUCACACAGGCACCUCCCAGCUCCUUACAGCAUAAGGCUGAUUUGAGAGAAGGAGCAGCUCUAUCCUUUGAUGAAUGCAUGAAGAUUUUGGCAGAUACAUUCCAAUUUGUUGUAGACAAUGAGACACCCACAAUGGCUUACCAAACAAUGGUCCCAGCUCCCUUGAUUGAACCCAGUCAGAGCUUCCUACCUCCAGAACAGAUUCCAGAAAGUGAUCUUUUGCAGAACACAGCUGUUGUUGUAGAGACCAUUAAUGAUAUAGAAGAAACAUGGGAGGAAUUAUUGUCUAUUCCGGAGUUACAGUGUCUCGGCAAAGAGCUUGAAACUAUGGCUGAUGUGAGCAUGUACCCAAACCCAGCAUCCAUUUCAGUAACAGAGACUGCAGAUAACUACAGCUAUCUCAAUGCUUUGUCAGCUAUAGACAAGCCAGUUGAUAACAAUGGCCCUGUCUUCUCGAAUGACUUUGAAAGUUCAUUUGCUAACAGUAUCCCUACAGAAACCACAAAUGCAACAUUUAAUGUGGAAUCUUUUUGUGACGAUAUAUUUACUCUUAUUGACCCCAAAGUUUCGAAUGUUGUGCCUUUAACAGACAAUUCAGAUCAGUCCCUAACAGAGCUUUUACAUGAAACAGUUGACCUUACAGACUUGUCAUUAUGUAAAGCUUUCAAUGGGAACAAUUCACCAGAAUUCACAGACUCGGAUUCAGGUAUUUCACUUAAUACAAGUCCUUGUGCAACAUCCCCACAUCAGUCCAUGGGCUCUUCUGUCUACGAAGAUGCUCAGUUUGGCUACAGUGAUUCUGAAGUAGAUGAUAUGGACAGCACGCCUUCAAAUGUACUACCAAAUCCUCCAGUGACACACACUGCAGCAUUUAUAGACGAUGCUUUCUUUUCUCUUUCACCCCUUAUACCACAUGAUUAUUCUUUUGAAGUAGAAUCACUCAACUCUCCAGCAAAAGAAUUGCCUGUUGGCCCCGGCCACAGCAAAGUUCCGUUUGCAAAGGACAAGGGUAUAAGUCGCCUCGAAGCUCGUUUCACAAGAGAUGAGCAAAGAGCAAAAGCUCUGAAAAUUCCAUUCUCUGUUGACGAAAUUGUUAAUCUUCCUGUGGAUGACUUCAAUGAACUGAUGUCUAAGCAUCAGUUUAAUGAAGCCCAACUCGCCCUUGUUCGAGAUAUACGCAGGCGUGGAAAAAAUAAAGUAGCCGCUCAAAACUGUAGGAAAAGGAAAAUGGAAAACAUAGUGGAGUUGGAGACAGACUUGGACAAACUAAAAUAUGAGAAAGAAAAAUUGCUUUCAGAGAAAGGCGACUAUAACAACAGUCUUCGUCUACUGAAAAAGCAGUUGGGUUCCUUAUAUAUGGAAGUCUUCAGCAAAUUACGUGAUGAGGAUGGAAAGGCAUACUCUCCUCAUGAGUACUCACUUCAACAAACAAAAGAUGGAAACAUUUUUCUUGUUCCUAAGUGCAAGAAACUUGACAUUAAGAAAGAGUAGUUCUAUAUAUUUUUUGAUCUUGGGUGGAAAUCUAAUGCUUGUGUUGGUUGCGGAAGUAGAGUGUGAUUAAGGAGUAGUUUUCUUUUUUUUUUGUACUGUAGCACUUACAUUAAAAAUGGUAUAUAGAAAAAGGUUUUAAAAGUAAAUGUAUGCAAAAGUUACCUAGUUAAACCUGUUCACACAGUACUAAAACAGAAGCAAAAUAUUCAUAAGUGAUUGCCGAAGCAGAAUUUGGAUAAUUAAUAAACAUUUUGAUUGUGUUUAGUACUGCAGGUGCAUUUCCAGUUUGAUAUAUGUGAAUAUUCUCUAGUAACUGAAUUUUAUCAAAUUCACUGCUUUUAUGUUAUAAUAAAAAAGAAGCUUGUUACUGCAGUUUGUAAUGGGGGGGGGGGGAGAUAGAAUUAAAGGAACAUUAGAUAACUCUUUGUGUAAAAUUGUGCUUGUCCCACACUCUUUAUAGAGGCCAGAAAGCAAAUUAUGUAACCUAGGUUUUCUUCAAAAUGUUGCAAAUCACUAGCUAGUCAAGGCAAUUUACAGCAUUUUGAAAAAAACCUAGGUUACAAAAGUUGCUUUCUGACCUCUCUAGAGAGUGUGGGACAGGCACAUAUUUACAUAAUGGCAAGAGGUGUUGAUGUCCCUUUAAAUAGAAUUGGCAAAAAUCCUAACUUGGAUUUAGUAACCACUAAGUCUUCAUCUAUAUCCAUGUUAGAAUAUAAAAAUAAUAAUAAUGUUGGGCUUCUAGUUUGCUAGUAACAACUGAUUGUAAAAGGUUUAUUUUUUAUUGUAACGUAAAAUGAAUAUCUCAUGAUAAGGCAUUGCAUAUAAAAUCUGCUGUUUUAUUUUUAUAGAACACACUAUAUUUAACUAUUCCCUCACUAUUCUCUUUCUAAAAAAAACCCUGUAAAUAAUAUCAUAUUUAUAUAUAAAAAUCCUAUUUUAUUUGUUAAAAUAUGUACCAAAAUUAAAUUUACUACACUAAACCUAAUUUUGCUACAGAAAUAAUUUGUAAUUGCAGAUUUUGUUUUCUUUUAAUAGAAAUAGCUUUAUUUCUUUAACUAUCUUUUUUUAAUUUGAAUGUUUUUUUAAGAUGUUUUCAUUUAUCAAAACAGACGGGCAUAAAUAAAACGUAAACUAUCAAUUUGUUACUGUGGGUCCUGUGAAUUACUUAAGAAAUGAUGAAAACAUUUCAGCUUUUCAGUGGUCCACUAGUCCUGGACGACUUAGAAAUUGCAGUGGACGACUUAGAAAUUUGACUUCUUCCUAUCUUUAACAUUGAGUGGAUUAGUAACUUUUUCCCUCUGGGAUAGUAGCUUUUAACCUCUGACUAGUAAACCAUAGUGAUAUUUUUCCACCCCUGUGUGCAGAUAGAUUAUUAAUUUAUUUAUACACAUAAUGUGUCACAAAAAAAAUCACACAGUGAGCAAAACUAAACACUAGAGGUUGUAAGGAGGAAUAGUCCAGAGGAUAUCAAACUCCCACAAGUAUCAAUCUUCAAGGUACCCCCAGCAAAGGAAACACCUUUUGUUCAGUGUCUGUUAAAUAUUAGUACUCUUGUGCAAAAAGCUGCGGUUUAGCGGCACAUAGUCAAGCGUAUGUUGUAAAGCAGUGGUCAGGAUUAAUCCUGCCAGAGUGAUGAUGACCUGGGGUAACUAAAGUGAUCGUUACACAUUAUCCGAUGAGCGGUGUGUAUCAUUAAAUUAAUAAUCUAUCUGCAACACUUGGUCUCUCACUGUUUCAAUGUGCAUUGGUUCAAUAUAAUUUUUAAGUCCUUAUAUAAGUAUAUAUAUAUAUAUACACAUACAGUCGUAGUGGGUGCCUAUGUCAUAAAUACAACGUACCUUCCAAAGUUCACGUUCCUAGGUUAAACGGUUUGAGCUGGGCGUUGAUGAGUCAGUCAGGACUUUUUCUUAUAUAUAUAUAUAUAUAUAUAUAUAUAUAUAUACACAGUCGUAUGCAAAAGUUUAGGCACCCAUGACAAUUUCCAUGAUUUUCAUUUAUAUAUAACUGGGUGUUUGCAUCAGCAAUUUCAUUUUGAUCUAUCCAAUAACUGAAUGACACAGUAAUAUUUCAGUAGUGAAAUGAGGUUUAUGGGAUUAACAGAAAAUGUGCAAUAUGUAUGAAAACGAAAUUAGACAGGUGCAUAAAUUUGGGCACCCUUGUCAUUUUGUUUAUUUGAAUACCUGUAACUACCUAGCACUGAUUAAUUGGAACACACAAUUGGUUUGGUGAGCCCAUUAAGCCUUGAACUUCAUAGGUGCAUCCCAUCAUAAGAAAAGAUAUUUAAGGGGGCCAAUUGCAAGUUGUUGUUCUCUUUGACUCUCCUCUGAAGAGUGGCAACAUGGGAGCUUCAAAACAACUCUCAAAUGACCUGAAAACAAAGAUUGUUCAACAUUAUGGUUUAGGGGAAGGCUACAUAAAAGCUAUCGCAGAGAUUUAAGCUGUCAGUGUCCACUGUGAGGAACAUAGUGAUGUUAUGGAAGACCACAGGCACAGUUCUUGUUAAGGCCAGAAGUAAAAUAUCGGAAAUGCAAAGGAUGGUGAGAGCGGUCAAAAACAGACCACCUCCAAAGACCUACAACAUCAUCUUGCUGCAGAUGGUGUCACUGUGCAUCGUUCAACAAUUCAGCGUAUGGGAGAGUGAUGCGGAAGAAGCCUUUUCUGCACACACGCCACAAACAGAAUCACUUGAGGUAUUCAAACGCACAUUUGGACAAGCUAGCUUCAUUUUGGAAGAAGGUGCUGUGGACUGAUGAAACAAAGAUUGAGUUAUUUGGUCAUAACAAGGGGCGUUAUGCAUGGCGGCAAAAGAACACAGCGUUCCAAGACAAACACUUGCUAGCCACAGUAAAAUUUGGUGGAUGUUCCAUCAUGCUGUGGGGCCAGUGCCAGUACUGGGAAUCUUGUUAAAGUUGAGGGUCGCAUGGAUUCCACUCAAUAUGAGCAGAUACUUGAGAAUAAUGUUGAGGAAUCGGUCACAAAGUUGAAGUUAUGUCGGAGCUGGAUAUUUCAACAAGACAACGACCAAAAACACUGCUCAAAAUCUACUCUGGCAUUUAUGCAGAGGAACAAGUACAAUGUUCUGGAAUGGCCCUCCCAGUCCCCAUACCUGAAUAGCAUUGAAAAUCUGUGGGGUGAUUUGAAGCGGGCUGUCCAUGCUUGGCAGUCAUCAAACCUAACUGAACUGGAGAUGUUUUCCAACGAGGAAUGGUCGAAAAUACCUUCAUCCAGGAUCCAGACACUCAUUACAGGCUAUAGGAAGUGUCUAGAGGCUGUUAUUUCUACUAAAGGAGGCUCUACUAAAUAUUUAUGCAAUAUUUCUGUUGGGGUGCCCAAAUUUAUGCACCUGUCUAAUUUCGUUUGGAUGCAUAUUGCACAUUUUCUGUUAAUCCAAUAAACCAUUUCACUACUGAAA